This is a messenger RNA of Symbiodinium natans, 792 nucleotides long. NCBI's taxonomy places the organism in Eukaryota, Dinophyceae, Suessiales, Symbiodiniaceae. The record is from the annotation of a GenBank genome assembly.
AUGGGCUGGGGUGGCAAGGGGAAAGGUCACUGGCAUCACCACCACCAUCACGGUGGUAUCGGUGGUGUGGUGGCUGAGGCUGCCCUGGUUGGAGGAGCUGCCAUCGCUGGAGCUGCAGUUGCCACUGCUGUUGCUGGCCCUCGAAAGCCGCCCCCGCGCAGAGAAGUGGUCGUCGUUCCGAGCGCUGUGCCAGCGCCAAUUGUGGUGGAAGUCCCGCCGCCCAGGCCUGCGCCCGUGGCACCUGUGGUAGGUGUUCUCGCCGGCGGUGCGGUUGGUGCCGUUGCUCUGGGACCUGCUGGGGCUGUCGUAGGCGCCGCCGUGGGCGCAGCAGCCACAAGUCCUCCACCGGCGGUUGUAGUGGCACAGAAGGGCAAGGGUAAAGGAAAAGGCAAAUGGAAAGGGCCGGUUGCUGUGGAAAUGCCUCCGCUCGCCGUGGCAGCCAUUGGCAUACCGCCAGCAGCAAUCGAGCAGCGGAGUGGGGUGACGUACUUCGGAGUCGAGGUCAUGCCAGAGGUCGGUGCCACCUACCGGGUUCAGCGGAGGUACAAUGAGUUCGAUUCCUUGAAAGAUAGACUCGCCAGGAUUGCGCGUGGAUCGAUGAUUGAGCAUGGCUUCCCCCCGAAGCACAUGUUCAGUUGUGAGGGCGCCAAGCUGGAAGAACGACGACGUGGCCUGGAGCAGUGGCUUAAGGGUGCGCUGAACCAUCCGAACGGACGAGGCGCUUGGUGCUUGGAACUUCGCGACUUCCUGGAGGUUGGCAAGAACCGUGUUUGCAGAUAUGGACUACGGUGA